Molecule: messenger RNA, 351 nt
Organism: Trichoderma breve
Lineage: Eukaryota; Fungi; Ascomycota; Sordariomycetes; Hypocreales; Hypocreaceae
Exons: 1
Coding region: 1-351 (116 amino acids)
Source: RefSeq, a predicted model, not a curated record
AUGGUAAACGAGCUCGUGCCGCAGGAAGGCAGGACAAGUCAGUGGUUCUAUGAGCAAUAUACGCUACCUGAUUGCCAGGAUGUGCGCCUUGGUGAUGAAAAGAGCGACGAUGUGCCGUUUUACUGGAUCAACUGCCAAACCGAUAAGCACGGUGACUGCAAGACUGCGGCAUAUCCGAUUGGGAGUUUUGCCGUUUGGGGAACACUAAAUUAUGAUGUUCACGAAAGCAAUGAUAAUUGCCGCAAGUGGACUGGGUUUGGAGCCGCGAGCACGGCGAGAAUAAACGCCGGCUGGCUGAUAGCGGCGCUGGUGAUGGCUAUGCUGGUGGUGGCUAUGCUGGUGGUGGUGUAA